AUGUCGAUGAAGAGUGAGUCACCAGUUAUUGAAGAGAUUGUCAGGAAGAUAUUUGGUCAGUUGAAUUCUAUAUACUCAAAUGUUCACGAGGAUUGUGUUGGACUGGACUCUCGUGUGACAGAAAUAAAAAAUUCAUAUUUAGGCAUUGGGUUGGAAGAUGUACGUUUUAUAGGAAUUUGGGGAAUGGGUGGAAUGGGUAAAACAACCCUAGCACGAGUCCUUCAUCAAAGGAUUCAUUAUCAUUUUGAUGCCAGUACCUUUAUUGGCAAUGUUAGAGAAGAAAGUUGUAAAAAUGAUCUAACUUCUCUACAAAAACAACUUCUUGAUGAUAUCUUGAUUGAAAGCAAUAUCCGAAUACAGGACAUUUGGUCGGGAAUGAAUAUGAUAAAGGAUAGAUUACGUAAGAAAAAAGUUCUUAUCAUUCUUGAUGAUGUGGAUCAACCUGAACAAUUAGAAGCAUUAGCAGGAAAGAGAGACUGGUUUGGUCUAGGGAGUAGAAUCAUUAUAACAACCAGAGAUCAACGUCUAUUGGUCACACAUGAUAUGACUGAAGCUGAAAUAUAUGAGGUUAAUAAACUGGAUAAUGUUGAAGCUCUAAAACUCUUUAGUAGGGAAGUCUUCAAGAAGGACUACCCUCCAGAAGAUUUCAAGGAGCUAUCGACAAAUGCUAUUCAUUAUGCUGGUGGACUUCCUUUAGCUCUCAAAGUUUUGGGUAUAAGAUGA
Molecule: messenger RNA, 723 nt
Organism: Quercus lobata
Lineage: Eukaryota; Viridiplantae; Streptophyta; Magnoliopsida; Fagales; Fagaceae
Product: TMV resistance protein N-like
Exons: 3
Coding region: 1-723 (240 amino acids)
Biological process (GO): defense response
Molecular function (GO): ADP binding
Source: RefSeq, a predicted model, not a curated record